AUGGAGAGCUUGCCAGACGACCUCUGGCGCAUAAUUUUCGCGUUUGCCGGGCCCGCGGCCGGCGCCAGACAUCUGGCGGCGCGAGCCCGGACGCUGGACGAAUUCGUAGAGUACCGGCUCGCGAGCGAGCCCGACGUAGCGCACUACUACGACAGCACGACCGUAGAGAACGGCGUCGCCAAUACGCGAGCGCACGUUAAACUGGUCCACGCGUUACGAACCGUCUCGACGCAGUGGCGCAACCUCAUAACUUACGGCUCGACGCGGCAGCUCGCGCUGAGGGCCGAUGAUUGUGUCGAUCUGCCGCCCGACUUCGCCACGCGGUUCGACGGCUGCGAGGCCUUCACGAUCGACGGCGACGGCGACGAUUAUACUAGACGGGCCGGCUCCGGUGCGCUGCCCGCAGCGCUAACGCAUUUCAGAAAGCUCCGGUCGCUCUCGAUGCGCUGCAUGACUAUCCAGUCUCUACCACAAUGGUUUGGGGCGCUGCCUCUCGUGGAGCUUUAUAUUGAUUAUGGGAUGUUCAAAGGCCCGACAGUAUAUAAACCUGGUCAAAAAAUCCUGUCAAUUGACGUCGUUCUCGAUCUGAACUGGACGGGAAUAGAGACGCUUCCCCUGUCGCUCCAGACGAUGACGACCUUACGAAUCCUCGACCUUUCAGCAACAAGGUUGGGCGCGGACGUCGAAGGCGCCCCCAUUCGCGCCGCGGACAUCGCUCGCCGCGAUGCGAUUCUGCGCCCCCUCUCGCUGGCGAUACCGGAUCUUCGCUUCAGUUUGCAUAGCUGUGAGGCCGGAUUUACUUUCCAGCAGGGCGCGCGGAUGCACUGGUGGCACGCGCGAUGCGGUCAUGACUGGUGGGAGGACGUCUUCUUCUCGCCGCCGCCUGAGGAUUGA
Messenger RNA from Pelagomonas calceolata, 894 nucleotides. The record is from the annotation of a GenBank genome assembly. NCBI's taxonomy places the organism in Eukaryota, Pelagophyceae, Pelagomonadales, Pelagomonadaceae.